GGGUUGAGAAAGGUUUAUAUUCCCGAAACCUCGGGAGCUGUCAUAGCUAAAGAGAAGGAAUUCUGUCUCCAGGAAGGGGGGGGGGCACACCUCUAAAGAUAGCUACUGUCCCGUUUCUGGAAAUCUGGUAUUUCUAGAGCAGAAAUUACUUUCACCAAACACAAGUUGGUGAGAGGAGGAGUCCCUGGACAGGACAUAAGGAUGCUGUAACCAGAAGAUGGGAUCGCGGAACAGCAGCAGCGCAGGAUCCGGGUCCUUAGAGCCCUCCGAGGGCUUGUCCCGAAGAGCGGCUGGCUCGCGUCGGAGAGAAGAAGAGGAAGAGGAUGAAGAUGUGGAUCUGGCCCAGGUACUGGCCUAUCUCCUCCGCAGAGGCCAAGUGAGGCUGGUGCAAGGAGGAGGCGCAGCAAACUUACAACUCAUCCAGGCCCUCUCAGACUCAGAGGAAGAGCAUGACAGUGCCUGGGAUGGUCGCCUCGGAGAUCAAUACAACCCACCUGUGGAUGCAACCCCUGACACUGGGGAGCUAGAAUACAAUGAGAUCAAGACGCAGGUGGAACUGGCCACAGGGCGGCUAGGCCUCAGGAGAACUGCUCAGGAGCACAGCUUCCCGCGAAUGCUACACCAGAGAGAACGGGGCCUCUGCCACCGGGGAAGCUUCUCCCUUGGAGAACAGUCUCGAGUGAUGUCUCACUUCUUGCCCAAUGAUCUAAGCUUCACUGAUACCUACUCUCAGAAGGCAUUCUGUGGCAUCUACAGUAAAGAUGGUCAAAUCUUCAUGUCUGCUUGCCAAGAUCAGACAAUCCGACUGUACGACUGUCGGUAUGGCCGCUUCCAUAAAUUCAAAAGCAUCAAGGCCCGGGACGUAGGCUGGAGUGUCUUGGAUGUGGCCUUCACUCCUGACGGAAACCACUUUCUGUACUCCAGCUGGUCUGAUUACUAUGACCUCCUAAGCGGCCACAUUGUGAAGAAGCUGACCAACCACAAGGCAUGUGUGCGUGAUGUCAGUUGGCACCCCUUUGAGGAAAAGAUUGUCAGCAGUUCGUGGGAUGGGAAUCUGCGUCUUUGGCAGUACCGCCAGGCUGAGUACUUCCAGGAUGACAUGCCAGAGUCUGAGAAAGGUUCCAGUGCUCCCACUCCGGUGUCCUGCCCUUCUGUGGCCUUUUCUUCCCCUCAGUAGAUCUGACCUCCAGCUCUGUAGAGGGUGGAUUCUCAACAUAUUCUCUGCCUGUUCCUCCCUUUCCCCUUCUGGGGAGUAUGAGGAGGAGCUGAUGACAUUGGGUGGUGGAAACAAGCCCAGGGUCUGGGCCCAAGCUGAGCCUGGUCUACCCCCACCCCCAGGCCGAGAGGUUUCCUCACGCAUUCACACCCAGUCUGCUUGGAUUUCUAUCUGUAGCCAGAGUGUGGCAGGACAGCCUUUAUCUGGGGUGCAGCUUCUGCCAACAAGUCAAUUGUCGUGAGUGUUUUGAAUCAUGUUCCAAUGUUAGAUAUUGGCUCAUAGUGUAGAUCCCUGAGGUCUGAAUAGACCCAUCAGCAAUGCCCUUUGCCCAGGUCUUCACACUGAGGAUUAGAUUGGCCAAUCAGGGCUAAGUAUACUGGCCUUUCUUCCUUAGAUCUUUGAAGGAGGACAGGGUGGGUAGAGCUUGUUUCCUCGGCAC
Molecule: messenger RNA, 1655 nt
Organism: Microtus ochrogaster (prairie vole)
Lineage: Eukaryota; Metazoa; Chordata; Mammalia; Rodentia; Cricetidae
Product: DDB1 and CUL4 associated factor 11
Biological process (GO): proteasome-mediated ubiquitin-dependent protein catabolic process
Cellular component (GO): Cul4-RING E3 ubiquitin ligase complex
Molecular function (GO): protein binding
Source: RefSeq, a predicted model, not a curated record